This is a messenger RNA of Brachypodium distachyon (stiff brome), 1129 nucleotides long. RefSeq names its product E3 ubiquitin ligase BIG BROTHER. Bases 189 to 722 code for a protein of 177 amino acids. The transcript has 7 exons. The record is from RefSeq and is a predicted model, not a curated record. Gene Ontology annotation, biological process: negative regulation of organ growth; protein ubiquitination. Gene Ontology annotation, molecular function: ubiquitin-protein transferase activity; ubiquitin conjugating enzyme binding. NCBI's taxonomy places the organism in Eukaryota, Viridiplantae, Streptophyta, Magnoliopsida, Poales, Poaceae.
ACGUCGGUUGCAUAAAGCUUCUCGACUAGCACACGGCUGGCCUACAGAGACUGAAAGAGACUCGAGAGAAAGAGAGGCAAGGGCUGGCCGGCUGGGGGCGGGCCGGCGGAGAGCGGAGGCGCCAUCACUCUGUUCUUCUGCUAUUCUCCAGAGGAAGCGGCGGGCAAGGGAAGUGUCACAGUUAAUCAAUGGCAACUCCCAAUACAUACGCAGUCCAUGUCUCCUCAGAGACCCACAAAGUUGAGGCCUGGUGCGAAUCUGAUGAAGCUUUGGCCAGGCAAUUGCAAGAGGAGGAGAACUCGCGUGAUGCUACCGCUACAAGGGAAUUUGCUGGUAACGUAUCCUUGGAAUCAUCAUCACCAACAGUUGAGUAUAGACCUGCCAAUAAUGCAGCCCAGAAUAUGCAGGUGGCCAUGGAAGACAAUGUCGACCCGGAUAAUAUGUCAUACGAGCAACUACAAGCAUUCGGUGAAGCAGUAGGAACCCAAUCCAGAGGAUUAUCUGAUGACCUGAUAUGCUAUUUGGUGCCAUUUAGGAACAAGUGUAACUUCUUCUCCAGCAAAAAGAACCACGAGGAAUGUGUGAUAUGCAAAUCAACCUAUAAAAGCCGACAGAAGUUGAUAAGAUUACCCUGCAGCCAUUGUUACCAUGCAGAUUGCAUAACUCGCUGGCUCAAGAUUAACAAGGCAUGCCCGGUUUGCAAUGAGGAGGUAUUCGGUUAAUUUGUGAUGUUCAUGUGAUAUUUCAACCUCAUCGUUGUGAUUUCAGGCCAUGUUGCUCGCUUGUGGUCUACGAAUAUUAUGCAGCACAAUCCCAAUUGGCCUACCGUGCUUGAUGAAAAUUUCCAUUUGGACCAUGUCAUAUUUGAUGUGUCCAUCUGACUUGGUUUUACCACAAAAAAUGUAGAUCUGUGUGGUUACUACUACGGUUGCAAGAUUUCUAAGAAUACAACUAGCAGGAGCAGCUCAUGACGUGAUGUGAUUUGCUGUGUAUAUCCAUAUUGUAAAGUAAGAAGCAAGAUUGUCAAUGUUUUAUAUCCCUCCAUUCUUGCAUAUUUCUGUACUGGACAAAUGCACACGGUUAUUUCGGUCAGAAGUUAGACAAGAUACUACCUCCACAUCACAAUGCA